AUGAGGUCCCACCAGAUGGCCGCUUUUUUCGCCGUCUCGCUUAUGAUGAUGGUGGUGCUAGGAGCUUUGUCUGCACCGAUCCCGAGCCCAAGACCGAUCGAGGACAUCUAUCCUAGCCAGCUUCCCGAUGCUGGCACGGCGCAGAUCGUUGCAGGAGACAGUGGCAUUUUGCCCACGCUGCUCGCCGUCGGCUUUGAUCCGAACGAUAGAUCGGUUCUCAAGCCAGUGAAAAACUCGAUGACCCAACGCAAUACCGCCUAG
Messenger RNA from Mycosarcoma maydis (corn smut), 261 nucleotides. RefSeq lists its product as uncharacterized. The transcript has a single exon. The record is from RefSeq and is a predicted model, not a curated record. The coding region runs from base 1 to 261 and encodes 86 amino acids. NCBI's taxonomy places the organism in Eukaryota, Fungi, Basidiomycota, Ustilaginomycetes, Ustilaginales.